CACUUUUUCUCUCAGAAUUUUUUGGCUUGUAUUUGCAGCAAAAGAAAAAAAAAUUCAAAGAUUCUCAAGAUUCUUUCGUCAGAUCUAUUUUUCAUCUCCAUUGAUGUAGCAUUUUCUCCCUACAUCUCAGUCUCUGUUGAUAUAAGUCUGAGAAAACUGAUGUGUAAAGUUAUAUAAACUAUAUGCCUAUAUAUAUACACGUAUAUAUGUAUGUAUAUAUCUCUGUUUGAUUGGCGAGAAAUAGCUGAGGAAACUUGAGGUUUCAUAACGAAGUGAGUUUUGAGUUGUGUAAUGUGCAUUUGGUAAUAAGAUCAUUCGGAUUUGAUUAAUAAUUAAGUUGAGAAGUGGAAUUUUCUUUUAUCAACUUUCUCAGCAACCAAACGCGAGAAACUCUACUGCGGCUAGCUAGCUUCUCUCUGUAUAGGAUUCGUUUUGAAGAAAGUUGAAAUUGAAUAAAGGAGCUAAAGUUGAGCUUGAGAGUUGAAAUUAAUACAGUUACAGAGAUGGAAGUGAGCUCGAUUUUUCCAGAUUCGAUGAAUUUGUUGGCGACUAGUGAUCAUUCUUCUGUGGUCUCAAUGAACCUGUUCGUGGCCCUUCUCUGUGCUUGCAUUGUCAUCGGCCAUUUGCUCGAGGAAAAUCGGUGGAUGAAUGAGUCCAUUACGGCACUCGCCAUUGGACUUUGUACUGGAGUCAUUAUAUUAUUUACAACUGGAGGGAAAAGCUCCCAUUUAUUAGUAUUUAGUGAAGAACUUUUCUUUAAUUAUCUUCUUCCGCCUAUAAUUUUCAAUGCCGGGUUCCAGGUGAAGAAAAAGCAAUUUUUUCGCAAUUUCUUAACCAUAAUGCUAUUUGGUGCAGUUGGUACUCUGAUAUCCUUUGCUAUAAUCUCCAUAGGUGCUAUACACUUCUUUGAAAAAAUGAAUGUGGGUCCACUCAAGAUCGGAGAUUAUCUUGCCAUUGGAGCCAUAUUUUCUGCUACGGAUUCUGUUUGCACCUUGCAGGUGCUUAAUCAAGAUGAGACACCCUUGUUAUACAGCCUAGUUUUUGGGGAAGGCGUAGUAAAUGAUGCCACUUCAGUGGUGCUUUUCAAUGCAAUCCAGAGCUUUGACCUUACCCAUAUCAAUUCAGCCAUCGCCUUGAAGUUUAUUGGAAGUUUUCUCUAUUUAUUUGUAGCAAGUACAUUGCUGGGAGCAUUUGCUGGACUACUUAGCGCAUAUAUUAUUAAAAAGCUCUAUUUUGGCAGGCACUCUACUGAUCGUGAGGUUGCUCUUAUGAUACUCAUGGCUUACCUAUCAUAUAUGCUAGCAGAACUAUUUAAUCUAAGUGCCAUCCUCACCGUAUUCUUUUGUGGAAUUGUUAUGUCUCAUUACACAUGGCAUAACGUGACUGAAAGUUCAAGAGUGACAACCAAGCAUGCUUUUGCCACUCUAUCAUUUGUUGCCGAGAUAUUUAUCUUUCUAUAUGUCGGUAUGGAUGCGAUGGAUAUUGAAAAGUGGAAAAUUGUAAGCAGUAGUCCUGGGACGCCGAUUGGUGUGAGUUCAGUACUUUUGGGACUAGUUUUAGUUGGAAGAGCAGCCUUUGUUUUCCCAUUGUCUUUCUUAUCCAACCUGACUAAAAAGUCUCCAGAUGAGAAAAUAGAAUUUAAAGAACAAAUUACAAUUUGGUGGGCUGGUCUGAUGCGAGGUGCUGUUUCAAUGGCACUAGCCUAUAAUCAGUUUACCAGGUCAGGCCACACUCAUUUGCGCGAGAAUGCAGUCAUGAUCACCAGUACCAUAACGGUUGUUCUCUUCAGUACAGUGGUGUUUGGAUUGAUGACAAAACCAAUUGUGAGGUUCUUUCUACCUUGUUCAAAAUACGUCCCCAGCUUGUCUUCCGAACCCUCCACUCCUAACUUCAAAUCUCUAAGAGUGCCACUGCUGGGCAAUGCUCAGGAUGAUACAGAGGCCAACUAUCAAAGUUCCCAAUAUAAUAUAACUCGUCCCACCAGUUUAAGGAUGCUUCUAAGCAUACCAUCUCACACAGUCCACCAUUACUGGAGAAAAUUUGACAAUGGUUUCAUGCGGCCGGUUUUCGGUGGCCGCGGUUUCGUUCCCUUCUUACCAGGUUCGCCUACUGAUCCUCAUUAAGUGUGUUCACUACUAUUCACCAACUCUCACAACACGAAGAAAUCUCGAAAACUACUUACAGUUACAGCUCUCUCUUAUUGGACAAGUUUGUUCCUUAAUUGUGACAACUUUACUUGAUCAUGAUACAAAAGAAAGAAACUAAAGAAAAGCACUAAUUUAGGAAGUAAUAGUGUGGAAUUGAGACUGGGAUUCAUCAUAGUUUUUUGGUUUGUGUAUAGGAGAUAUUGAUCUGGGGUGGCGUGACAUAUAAUUCUAUACGAAAAAGAAAAAAAAAACAAAAAAAAGUUGUUUGGAGUGAUGAUUUGCUUGACUUUAUUUUUUUGGUGUGUCUGAUAUAUAGUUUUGUGAGGAGUUGUCUCCGUGCAGCUUUGAUUAGCUGUUUUGAGUUUUGUCUGAUUGGUUUUGUAAAAGAUUGAUUGACAUAUAUUCUAAUCUCAGAAAGUUUUUUCUUAUAGUGAAAAGGAAUGAAUGAAUGAGACAGUUUUGAUUUUUUUUU
Humulus lupulus (European hop) is the source of this 2619-nucleotide messenger RNA. Its product is annotated as sodium/hydrogen exchanger 1-like. Gene Ontology annotation, molecular function: sodium:proton antiporter activity. Bases 504 to 2123 code for a protein of 539 amino acids. NCBI's taxonomy places the organism in Eukaryota, Viridiplantae, Streptophyta, Magnoliopsida, Rosales, Cannabaceae. Gene Ontology annotation, cellular component: membrane. The transcript has 14 exons. Gene Ontology annotation, biological process: proton transmembrane transport; sodium ion transport; regulation of pH. The record is from RefSeq and is a predicted model, not a curated record.